Molecule: messenger RNA, 1640 nt
Organism: Scleropages formosus (Asian bonytongue)
Lineage: Eukaryota; Metazoa; Chordata; Actinopteri; Osteoglossiformes; Osteoglossidae
Gene: tbx22
Product: T-box transcription factor 22
Exons: 8
Coding region: 1-1515 (504 amino acids)
Biological process (GO): regulation of transcription by RNA polymerase II; cell fate specification; positive regulation of DNA-templated transcription
Cellular component (GO): nucleus; chromatin
Molecular function (GO): RNA polymerase II cis-regulatory region sequence-specific DNA binding; DNA-binding transcription factor activity, RNA polymerase II-specific
Source: RefSeq, a predicted model, not a curated record
AUGCAGGGUCUGAGCUCGCGGGCGCACGCGUUCUCGGUGGAGGCGCUCGUGGGGACCGCGCCGCGCAAGAGGAUGAAAGCGGAGCAGCGCAAGGAGGAGAGAGCAGCCGGAGAGCUUGUGAGCGCGGAGCCGCUGGACGCGCGGGAAGCGCGGGAAGCGCGCGCGUGCACAGUGCUCAGUGAGGAAGAGGAGCGGGACACCCCAGGGGAGAGAAGACGCAAGGGCAGCCUGGUCCAGAGGAGAGCCACAGAGAGCGACAGUGAGGUGGACAAGGAGGUGACCGUGGAGCUUCAGGGCUCUGACCUGUGGAACAGAUUCCAUGAGAUUGGCACUGAGAUGAUAAUCACAAAGGCUGGGAGGAGGAUGUUUCCUUCUGUCCGCGUCAAAGUGAAAAACUUGGACCCUUUCAAACAGUACUACGUUGCCAUGGAUAUAAUGCCCGUGGAUUCAAAAAGAUACAGGUAUGUGUACCACAGCUCCCAGUGGAUGGUGGCUGGCAACACGGACCACUCGUGUAUAGCUCCCCGCCUCUACGUGCAUCCUGACUCCCCCUGCUCUGGAGAGACCUGGAUGCGGCAGGUCAUCAGCUUCGACAGGGUCAAACUGACCAACAAUGAAAUGGAUGACAAGGGCCACAUAAUACUUCAGUCGAUGCACAAGUACAAGCCCCGCAUCCACAUCAUUGUGCACGACCCCCACUUGGACCUCUCGCAGAUUCAGUCUCUCCCGGCCGAGGGAGUCCACAGCUUCUCCUUCCCCGAAACCCAGUUUACCACUGUCACGGCCUACCAGAACCAGCAGAUCACAAAGCUUAAAAUUGACCGGAAUCCGUUCGCCAAAGGCUUCAGGGAUCCUGGCAGAAACAGGGGGGUGUUGGAUGGAAUCCUUGAAUCCUACCCAUGGAGGACUCCUAUUAGCGUCGACCUAAAACCAUUUUCCACAGAGCCACAAGGAGGAAGCUCUGGGUCUCCACUGGGCUGUGGCACGCAGCCUCCACUGAAGGGCCUCCUGUCAGCAUCCUGCUCCUCCCCAUCCUUCCCGUUCGGUGUACCGUGCUCAGACACUUUGAGCCUGUCGCUCUGCUACAAGGUGUCCCCGUCGGCCAGCCUGCUGGGGGGUCGGCACUGCAGCUUCCCAGCAUCCCCAGACAGGCUUUGCGACUAUUUGGGCUGGCGGCCUAUGGUGGAGCACCCGUUCUUGUCCACGCUGCAUGGAAAGAAAGGACCUGGCUGCAGGCCUCAGUGCCUCCAGGGGCCUGCCGCUGUCCCUGCCAGUGAGCCCUCCCUGCAUGGGGGUGCGGCUGGUUCCGGGAUCCAUCAUGUCUCACUGCAUCGCGAACCUCUACCGCCGCCAUUACCCUCCCCAUAUGGCCUGUACAGCUACGGCCUCCCAAUCGGACCGCACUUCACAAGUGUUUCUCGGAACCUGAAAGUGGACAACAACAUGACUGUCACAUCCACUGAUGGAUUGUUGUCCCAGGCACCGUGGCACCCAGCCAUCAACCACUGUCUUUGACCACUCUGACAUUCCCUAAAAGCUCUCUCUCCAACUCAGCCACAGAACAUAUUGUGGAACAGGCAACCCCCCCACCCCACCCCCAUUUGGUAGAAAAUGAAAUGCAUGGUCUUUUUUGACCAUGA